This is a messenger RNA of Fukomys damarensis (Damara mole-rat), 773 nucleotides long. It is a transcript of the gene Mrps17, whose product is annotated as mitochondrial ribosomal protein S17. The coding region runs from base 274 to 666 and encodes 130 amino acids. Gene Ontology annotation, molecular function: structural constituent of ribosome. NCBI's taxonomy places the organism in Eukaryota, Metazoa, Chordata, Mammalia, Rodentia, Bathyergidae. The record is from RefSeq and is a predicted model, not a curated record. Gene Ontology annotation, cellular component: mitochondrial small ribosomal subunit; ribosome. Gene Ontology annotation, biological process: mitochondrial translation. The transcript is spliced from 3 exons.
CAGCUCCAGGUGUCUUUUAGGGGAGAUCCGCAGAGAGCGCCCCUGAACACUGAGGACGCGCGGCCAAUAAGAGGAUCGAUGGGGGCGGGGCCUGCGUGCGGCGUGACGCAUAGCCGGUCCCGCGGUGUUCCGUGGGCUCUGCGGCUGCGCACUAGAACCCUGAGGCGAGCGCAUUUCCGAGGUCUGGGUCCGUCAGCCCCUCCGGGCCGCGGUGGCGCCUGAAUCGUCCGAGCGAGUCGGGUCUUCUGACCUCAAGGUGAUCAAAGCCACACAAUGUCAGUACCUCGGUCAUCCGUGCAUGCCAAAUGGGUAGUGGGGAAGGUGAUUGGUACAGCAAUGCAAAAAACUGCUAAAGUGAGAGUGACCAGACUUGUUCUGGAUCCCUACUUGUUAAAGUACUUUAAUAAGCGAAAAACCUACUUUGCUCAUGAUGCCCUUCAGCAGUGCACCGUUGGGGAUAUUGUGCUUCUCAAAGCUUUACCUGUUCCCCGAACGAAGCACGUGAAACAUGAACUGGCAGAGAUCGUCUUCAAAGUGGGCAGAGUCAUAGAUCCAAUAACAGGAAAACUCUGUGCAGGGACUGCCUACCUGGAGAGUCCCAUCACUUUGGAAACCACCCAGCUAACCAAAACUCUGGAGGAACUCAGCAUCUCUUCAACACAGUGAAGAGCUGGAAGGAGAUGGAGAGUUUUCUACCUUUCAUUGCAGACUGCCCAGUUUCUCUUGUGGCAUUUAUGAAGUAGUAAAGGGCUUGUUAGAAUUUUUCAGGAAGG